CCCUUAUCCUUUCAUUUAUCUCAAACUUCAGCUCUCAACCAAAUUCCAUCUUCUUCAAAACAAAACCCAAGCCCCAAAUCUUCCCCAAAAUGGCGACAACUCUUUCAGCUACAACAAGACUCACUCUACGCUCUCAUCCUUCUCCCUCAAACUCAUCUUUUCCCUCUUCUCACCCCAAACAAUUCCUCAAAUUCCCUUCCUACCCCCACCUUUCUAACGUCACCCACCGCACCUCUCAUCUCCGCCCUCUUGCCGCCGUCGAAGCCCCCGAAAAGAUCGAAAAACUCGGCUCCGAGAUUUCUUCCUUGACUCUCGAGGAAGCUCGCACUCUGGUGGACUACCUUCAGGAUAAGCUCGGCGUCUCUGCUGCCGCCUUUGCUCCCGCCGCAGUUGCCGCCGCGCCCGGAGUCGGCGGUGCAGGAGAUGCGCCGGCUGCAGUGGAGGAGAAGACGGAAUUCGAUGUUGUCAUUGAGGAUGUCCCGAGCAAUGCGAGAAUUGCGGUGAUUAAAGCUGUGAGAGCGCUGACUAGCUUGGCUUUGAAAGAGGCGAAAGAGUUGAUUGAAGGAUUACCGAAGAAGUUUAAAGAAGGAGUGUCUAAAGACGAAGCUGAAGACGCUAAGAAACAGCUUGAAGAAGCUGGAGCUAAGAUUGCAAUUGUCUAGAGACCCUUACAUUGAUUUGUGUACCUUUUUUGGGGGGAAUUUUCUGAUGGUAGUUUUCAUUGUAAUUUGAAACUGUAAUUUUCUAUGUGGGUUAUCGUCUUAUCGAUAGUUUCUCAUGGUUUUUAGCUAAAACUCCAUUUGUUAUUGUUAUUUGAAUUGCUCUUAUUUUGUUUGUUAAAUUGCUUGAUUGAGUUGCUUUUGGCGGAUGAGGUAAGGCGUGUGUAUUAUAUUAAUAGAACGCUGCGUUUCAAUUUA
Messenger RNA from Pistacia vera, 917 nucleotides. RefSeq names its product 50S ribosomal protein L12, chloroplastic-like. Gene Ontology annotation, cellular component: ribosome. Gene Ontology annotation, molecular function: structural constituent of ribosome. The record is from RefSeq and is a predicted model, not a curated record. The coding region runs from base 90 to 662 and encodes 190 amino acids. Lineage: Eukaryota; Viridiplantae; Streptophyta; Magnoliopsida; Sapindales; Anacardiaceae. Gene Ontology annotation, biological process: translation. The transcript has a single exon.